Messenger RNA from Mercenaria mercenaria, 830 nucleotides. RefSeq names its product collagen alpha-1(X) chain-like. Bases 58 to 768 code for a protein of 236 amino acids. NCBI's taxonomy places the organism in Eukaryota, Metazoa, Mollusca, Bivalvia, Venerida, Veneridae. The transcript is spliced from 2 exons. Gene Ontology annotation, molecular function: protein binding. The record is from RefSeq and is a predicted model, not a curated record.
AAGUGUACUAUUAUAACUGAACGUAGACAUUCAAUCCAUAGGUAUAACAGAUUAAAGAUGUUUGCACAUAUAGUUUUGCUAGUGACUGUGUGCGCUUGUGUGAGCUCGAGCGAACCGGAAUGUUCAAGAUUUCACUAUGAAGAGAAAACGCUUGAAAAGAUGAUUAAAACUGAAAUAUAUGUGGACAAAAUAAAAUCGGAGACUGAAAACAUGCAGCAAAAAAUGUCCGAGAAACUUGAUGGAAUCCAAGAAGCCUGGAAGAAAACGGAGCGUGAAUUAAAAGAUGCGAUAGCGGACAAUAAAAUGGCGGUUCAGGAAAUCAAGGAUGAAAAAGAUGUAUCUACUACUCAGAUGCCAGUGGUAGCUUUCCAAUCCUAUUUCUUGAAGGAAACCUCCAUAGAAAAUGGACAGACGUUAAUAUUUACGAAAACUGUUUACGACAAGGGUCUUGGCUACAACAACCGAACAGGGGUGUACACAACACCUGUGAGUGGUGUGUAUCUAUUCAGUGUGCAGCUUUGUAUUUUCGUUGACAAGUUUGUGCACGUCGAAAUUGUUCAUGAAGAUGCCACAAUUAUAAAAGUGCGUUUAGUGGACGAGGACCAGAGGUACCAUUCUUGCAGUACAGUAACCGGUGUUGCCGUCCUCAGCAAAGGUGAGAGAGUCUGGGUGAAAAGCAUCAUAUCAUCGACUGGAGAAAACAUCUGGAGAAACCCAGACAUAGUAUGGAAUAGCUUUUCCGGAGUACUUAUUAAUAGAAGUGACUGAUUACAUUCUAAGCUGCAUGUUGACAUCUUCAUGUUGUUAACAAUAAAAGAAUCACUAAUAGA